AUGGGCCUAAACGUUUUUCUGCUCUGUCUAGCUGUAGGUUUUUUGGGGCGAGCAGCAGCACAAGGAUGCCGAGCAGGUCAGGGCCCGGUCGAGCCUUGUAACGAUGUGCUGAUUGUCAUGGAUUUUAGCUAUAACGUUAAUAAAAACGACAACAAGGCAUUCCUAUUGACGCAAUACAAUUUCACGCGCGACAAGCUUCUCCCAGCCUAUGAUUUGAAUGAACAUCGAUAUGGCGUUGCUAUUGGUGGAUUUGGAUUUGGUAAUUAUGCAAAGCUUGGUAUCGAAGCCCCAUUGUUGAUGUUCUUCACGCGACGAGACCCGGAGCAUAUUUGCGAUGAUAUCGAUCAGAUCAAAACAGGCUUCAUCAUGAAUCCGGACUUUUCCUUUGGCUAUUUGGCACUCCCGCAGGUCCUGAAUUGGAUUGUAUAUUAUUCGGACAAGGACGGGAACCAGUACUCCACAAUUGUACUCUUUACAGCGUCUACAAACCAAGAUGAAAUCGAUGCGGGUGGAGAAUAUUAUCGAGACGUGAUGGGAAGAACUGGCGGGAGCUACCAUAUGAUCAUCAUUGCUGUUAAUAACCCUUCAAUGAGUUUCCGAGCUUGGGGAGGCGUGGCUACGGUCUAUCGCACAAAUAAUUUUAUGGAUUGGAACUCGACGGAGGUUGGGUUGUGCGUUGCCUCGACGGGUUGCGCUGCGAAUUGUCACUUGGACGUGACGACAGUUAAUCCCGGAGGUUAUACCGAUAAAUUUUAUACAGCUGGAACCACAGCACGCCCUUUGCCGACGAUUCCGCCCGCCACCCAAGCACCGACAACUGCCGCACCUACGACCACUACUACCACCACAACUACACCAGCUCCCGUCAUUACGACCCAAAGAGGCGCAACUACAGCAGCUGCAGGUGUAACUACCACUACUCCGCCUAGCACUGCCGCUCCGACAACGACUUCAACAAGCACAACGACUACUACAACCACAACUACAACUACUACUACUACUCCACUAAUGACAACACCUGGUGGAGGUGGUCCACCGUACGACCCAGCAGCCUAUGGAUGUGGCUGUGAUCAUUACAAGAUUUGGUUAGAUAUCAUUUUUGUGGUGGACUCCACGAAUGCCAUGACGCAACCUGGAUUGUCAUCGCUCUCCGACUAUAUCCAAUCUGCGCUAUGGGGAAUGACGAUUGGGCAGGGAUUUGGCCAGAUUUCUAGAGCGGGCCUGAUCACCUACGCAAAAACAGCAACAGUAGAUCAUCAGCUGACCGCCUUCCAGUCGUCGACCGAUAUGUUGAUGAACUGGAAGCCAACGUACCACGGAUUAGGCGAAACGAACCUUUGGGCGGGUCUAGAAAUGGCGAACCAGGAAUUCCAACGGGCUGGAGCAACUCGAAACAAUACCAAGAAAGUGAUCGUGGUUGCUGCUAGCACCUAUUUACCCGGUGGACAAAACGACCCCACGCAACUGGCAUGUCAGCUAAAGUUGAAUGGAAUUAAGAUCAUUACCAUUGAAUACGUCCAAACCCACGGAACUACCGUACCAAUCCUCGAAAAGAUUGCAUCUCCCAAUUAUAACCUAUCGAAUAGUAAUGAGCUGCUCCAUACUUUGCAAUUGAAGAAUUUGUUCUGUGAAGCAAAUUGCUUCUGCCAAACGAACUAUUUUCCAUACCAGAAGGACAUCUGGGAUGCGCCGCAAGGUGGUUGCUACCUGCCAGUCACGAUUCCGUCGGCUUACACCUUGGCUAGACGGUAUUGUCACAAUCGUGGUGGGAUUAUGCCGGUUCUAGAUACCCCGGACAAAGCCGUGUAUUUAGCCGGCCAGCAUGUCAAAAAGCAACCAAUGUGGACCGGGUUGACCUACCAGAAUCCGUAUUACCUUUGGGAUGACGGGAGUGCGCUUGGUUCCUAUCAUCCAUGGGGACCAGGAGCAAACGUCUCGGCCGGAAAUUGCGUCAGCUUCACCAAUUCCCAGGGUUUCCAGGUCCCAUGGAUGAACGACCAGUGCAUGGACGACUGCCUCUACACCUGUCAAAAACCAACGUGUUCGAGUGUGCAUUUUUGCCCGGAGCCGAUCUCGCAGUCGUGGUUUUCGGCUCGGGAGCGGCUGUUGGCGCAGGAUGCCUGCACGGGACUU
This is a messenger RNA of Mesorhabditis spiculigera, 2133 nucleotides long. Lineage: Eukaryota; Metazoa; Nematoda; Chromadorea; Rhabditida; Rhabditidae. The record is from the annotation of a GenBank genome assembly.